AUGGGUCCCAUAAGAUAGUUAUAAGCGUUUGUGUGUGCCUAGACAUUUUGGCCCUAGUUUAUGAUUAGAUGGUUUUAAGCUGAAAAAGGACCAUUUACUAUCUUUUUCUAUUGUCCUUUAGCCAAGUGGGGAAUAUCUAUAGCCAAUAUAAACGACAUGAUUAAGAAGCCUGUUGAGACAGUUAACCCUGUUUAGUAAUCAGUCAUAACAUUAACCGGAACUCUUAUUGCUAGAUGGUGUUGGGUUUUAUCACCAAGAUAGUAUAUGUUAGUGGUAUGCAACUCGGUGAUGGCAUGUACAGGAAUCAUUCAAUUAUGGAGAAAACAUUAAGCUGGUCUCUUAUUUUGAAAUAUUAUAAGUAUAUUUCUAAUAUAUAAAUUAUGAAUAGAAGUAUCUUU
Molecule: messenger RNA, 398 nt
Organism: Paramecium tetraurelia
Lineage: Eukaryota; Ciliophora; Oligohymenophorea; Peniculida; Parameciidae
Exons: 3
Biological process (GO): pyruvate import into mitochondria
Cellular component (GO): mitochondrial inner membrane
Source: RefSeq, a predicted model, not a curated record